Messenger RNA from Dovyalis caffra, 636 nucleotides. NCBI's taxonomy places the organism in Eukaryota, Viridiplantae, Streptophyta, Magnoliopsida, Malpighiales, Salicaceae. The record is from the annotation of a GenBank genome assembly.
AUGUAUCCUUUCACGUCCCCUUCAUCUUCUGUUGAUUGCACUCUUUCGUUAGGAACCCCAUCUACUCGUUUAAGUGAAGAUGAUGAGAAAAGAAUUCGACAUGAUCAGCACCGUUCUGGUUCUUGCAUGUCUAACUUUUGUUGGGAUAUUUUGCAAACCAAAAGUAAUUCUACUCCUUAUCCACCUCAAGCCCACAAAUCUAGCCGUGGAAAUAAUAACACCAGUCAUAAUAGCAGUAACAACUUGGCCAAUAAUGAUCCUCUCCUUGCUCGCCGAUGCGCUAACUGUGACACCACUUCUACUCCUCUUUGGAGAAACGGUCCAAGAGGCCCUAAGUCACUUUGCAAUGCGUGUGGAAUUCGGUUCAAGAAGGAAGAGAGAAGGGCAACGGCCGCAAAUGCAAGCAAUGGAAAUGCAAAUGCCUCGGGAGGAAUGGAGCAGCACUACGGCUAUCAUCAAAACAAUUCAUGGGUUCAGACCCAAAAAAUGCCAUGUUUCUCUCCAGCUAAUGAAUUCAGGUUCACAGAAGACAAUGAUCGAGAUUCUGAUACUGGCAAUAAUAUUCCAUUCAUUUCUUGGAGACUCAAUGUCACAGAUAGGCCUAGCCAGCUUGUUCAUGACUUUACAAGAUACUGA